GCAGUCAUUUCAGGAAACCAUAAGAUUACAUUGUCCGGCAAGGUUCAGGUUUCUGACCAACUGUGUCAUUUGUGUACAGAGCUACAGCUACUACUGAAGAUAGUAAUUGUUAAGCUUUCUGGUUUCCCUUUAACUUGUAUCAUUUGAUCUGGUUGCCUUUUUUUUCUUUCUUUUUCUUUUUUUUUAAGAACUUGAGUUGUAGAGAAUUCAUGAUGAAGAGCCUUUUUUUGUCUUUCUUAUUAGGCUCUAAUCUGUUUGUAAACAACUUCUCAGAAGUGCAAGGAAGAAAAUGGAAAGGUGAAGGUACAACACCAAACUUGGAAAGCAUAACCAUUGGAAGGUGUUAUGACUAUAUUAGAGUUGUGAAUCCUGCUGUUGGUGAGAAGAACUGUUCGGAGUUAUGGGAAGCCUUUAGAAAUGCUUUUAUUAACAAGGAUCCUUGCAAUAUUCUACCUCAACACUUCGAAUUAUUUUUCAAGCUGUCACUGCACGCAAUUCCCACUGACAAGUCUCUCUUCUGGGAAAAUAAUCAGCUGCUAGUCAACAGCUUUUCUAACAGAGCUCGUCGCUACAUGGCUCUUGGUGAUACUCUGUUUGGCUUCUUUGGAGAUUUUCUAAACUGGUGUGGGCAGGAAAAUAGCACUGGACUGGACUAUGAAUCCUGCCCUACUGCAGCAGAAUGUGAAAACAAUGCAGUGGAUGCUUUCUGGAGGAUGGCUUCAAUGACUUAUGCACAACACAGUUCUGGGGUGAUACAUGUCUUGUUGAAUGGUUCUGCAGAAGGAGGAGCAUAUCCAGUCAAAGGUUUUUUUGCAGAUUAUGAAAUACCUCAUCUCCAGAGAGACAAGAUCUCACAAAUAGACAUCUGGGUUGUGGAUGAUAUUGAAGGACCAAAUACAGAUUCCUGUGGACAUAAUACUGUACAGAUAUUAGAAGACAGGCUGAAAACCCUUGGUUACAGUGUCACCUGCACUGACAAUUACAAGCCUGUAAUGUUCUUACUCUGCUUGGAUAAUCCUGAUCAUUCCAAGUGUACCCUUUCAUCGUUUUAAUCCAUUUGUCUCAAGGUUUUGUCACUGAGUUGCAUUCCUCAGAUGAGGAAAUCUGGAUACAAAGGCUUUUGGAAACCUUUUUGUCUUCUUCUUUGCAAUUAGGGGAUGAGCAUAUCAUUUCUGCAGUACCACAUACAGUUUGCAGGGCAGCAGCCACGUCUUCCCAUCCAUCCUUGUUAGUACUAAAAUGAACAUAAUCACCAGCAUAUCCUAAGCACCAGUCUCAUACCCUCUUGGAGUAAUUACAAAACAACUCAGCCAUUAUCAUCCUCAGGAAAAGUUUCCUUGCUUCUUUUCUUCCUGAGCUUUCUAUUCCCUCUUAUGUGCAUGGCAAUGCAAUAGGCUUAAUAAACUUUAAAUCUGUGCUAUCCCUGAUCAAGACAGAGCUUCCCAAUCUGCAUGCUAAAUAUUAUUGCCUAUCCCAGAAAUUUAAAUAGCCAAAAUACUUAACACAAAUGAAUACUUACACACUUCCGAAAAUCACUUCUCUGCAAAAAUAACAUCUCCAUUAAAAUUAGCCAUCCUUUCAAAAAGAGCCUCUAAGCAGAUGUUUUAUAAAUUACUUGAUGUUUAUCUUAUAGAUCUGUUUUCUCUGUAUAUGGAUUCCUCCUCUGUGAUGGUCCACUAACUGGCACGGGGACAGUUUAGUCAUUAGUGGUAUCACUAUUAACAGCAUAUAUCCCAGCACAGGAAGGACAUGGACCUGUUAGAGCAGGUCCAGAGGAGGCCAUAAAGAUGAUCAGAGGGCUGGAGUACCUCUCCUAUGAAAAGAGGCUGAGAGAAUUGAGGUUCAGCCUGGAGAAGAGAAGGCUCCAAGAAGACCUCAUUGCAGCCUUCCAGUACUUAAAGGGGGCUUACAAGAAAGAUGGAGAAAGACUUUUUUUACAAGGACAUGUAGUGAUAGGACAAGAGGUAACAGUUUUAAACUAAAAGAGAAGAGAUUUAGGUUAAAUGUUAGAAAGAAAUUCUUCACCAUGAGGGAGCUGAGGCACUGGCACAGGCUGCCUGGAGAAGUGCCCCAACCCUGAAGCUGUUCAAGGCCAGGCUGGAUGGGGCCCUGGCCUGCCUUGUCUAGUGAGUGCUGUUCCUGCCCAUGACAAAGGAGUUGGAACUGGAUGAUCUUUAAGGUCCUUUCCAACCCAAGCCAUUCUAUGGUAUCUGUUAACAAAAGGCUUCCUUUGCAUUUUGUGUACUUGGUGUACACACAUGACAUUUUAAUACUUCAGUAAAAAAUACUGAGAGUAGGCAUGCAGGCUCUGCUGCAUCCCCUUCCAGUAUGGCUGUUUGCUGUUACAAUACUCACACCUCGUUUCUUAUCCUCUGGAGAUUAAUAUCCCUAUCCCAAAGCCAUCAGUUAUUCAAGUGACUUUUUUGUGACCACAGUUCCUGUUAACGUCAGUAUUCCAAAGGAGAGGGCUGGGUCAGGGUAGCAAAGUUGCAAAAUGGCUUAGGAGGUGCUAUUAUCCACUUGGAACUUCUUAAGUGUGAACUUAACACCUGUCCGAAUUUGAACUGUGUUUCUCCUGAGCCAAAAAUCAGCUUUUUGAGCUUUGUUACGCAUUUUGAAGAAAACAUGUAAUUAAGAAAUUACCCACGAGGUGGCAGAGGUGUAUUACAAACAUAAGCAGAAAGGCAGCCCGGUGCCGGCAAUUAGUAGUGAUAUUUAUUACUUGCGUUUUUGCAAUGUCAGUGAGUCUUGGAAAUAGAUCUGGACACUGUACGAAGACUCUAAAAAUAUAGACCUUCAGAAAUACUGCUGUCUAGAAGAGCUCUAUACUGUCUCAACUGUAAGCCAGAGAUGGUACGUGGAUAUGGAGAUAAGAGAAAGUGCAGGUAGUACGGACAAACUAGGUAGAAAGAAGUGUUCCCAGGGCUCUGCACACAGAUAAGUCUGUUUAUAAAAUCAUGACAGCUGAAGGGAACCUGGUGACAAGCACUUACAAAGAAUCUUCUGGGUUAGUACUUGGACUGCAAACUUCACCCUUGGCAACAAACCUCUGGUAUUUAAAAGAAUCCUAGCUCAGCCUUGUGCUGUGAACAUCCUGUUUGUUUUCUUUUCUUUAGAUCUGCACCAGCAGCACAAAGAGGACCUAUAUCUUCAGACAGAGGAGGCAGCUGGAACAAGCUCAUGUUUGUUUCUUUUGUAGGCUUUCUGUUUAGAUCUGUUUUAGUGUACUAAGUGAAGAGACCGAAUCCAAAUCCUCUCUUGACUUGGCUGGCUUUGAUUAAUUUCUAACCACAAUUUCACCCAAGUUCUGGAACUGACAAACAUGCAUGUUAAAGCCCUGCAUACUUCUAUCCAGAUUUCGACUUCUAAUAGUACAAAAAAAUUCUACUGCUGCUACAAAGCCUCACCUGUCUUCUCCUUUUCUUGUACAGAAGAACUCCCUUGCUAUUUCCUAUUAUCCAAAUUCUCUAGAAUGAAACUGAGAAUAAUGCUUUCUCUCUAUUCAUGUAUUUCAGAAAGAAAACCAAAACAAUGCCCAUGAUACAUCUCCCAGACAACUAAAACAAUCCUAGUAUUUUGGCCUUGAAAACUAAGUGCUGGACUGUUGUGUUUUGAGGAGGGGAAAUGGAAGCAGGAAAUAGUAUUUCAAAUGGGAGAACUUAAGAUAACUUACCUGAUAGAAAACAUAAUGGAUGAGAUAGCUGGAAAGAUUAAACUCAUUUUCAUUAAUAGUAUUUGAGCCAAACUUAACUGAAACUAUUAUAUGGAUGUAAUAGUUACAGGACAUGCAAGGCACACAUUCCUACAUGCAUUAUUUUACUCUCAACUGCUUUGUCAUCCACACAGCUGUUCCUCAGCUGGUUAUUUCCUGGCCACAGCAUAACCAGCAAUAUGGUCAGCAUCACCAGGUCUAGAAGGCUCCACAGGUCAUCUGCCAUGAUGUGAGGGAGUAGAUUUAUAGCAUUUCAAAUUCAGACAAGAAUCUACCUGUCUGUGUUCAGAACAUACUGAGAAGAAAGUAGCUGCCAUCUUGAGUUGCCUCUGUGAGUUAUUUAAGUGUUCCAGACAGAUGUUCAUCUGAACAUCCAAGCCAACUACAAGAUGACACAUAAAUCUUCAGGGGGAAAAAAGAAGAAAAGAAAAGAAAAGUUAUUCUGGAAAAUAAUUCAAAUUUUAUUGCACAUUCUCUGUUAGUUCUGUGUUACUUGUGUCUGUAUUAGUUGAUUGCCAGGAAACUGGGAUGGAAUGUUCCUGUUAUCUCAGUGCUUGUGAUUUAGGGCUUUCACAGUAGAUUGCAUCCUUUCAGUCUCUGGUACAAUACAACUGUAUUAGAUUGUAUGUUUGAAAGUUGCAAUAUCUGAAAUACAUGAUUUUUGCUUAUUUGUCUUGUUUCCAUUCCCACAGUAAUCUUUAAAUUGAUUCAACUGCAAAUCCUUUUAUAUAUAACUCCAUAUGGAGUUGCAUUUGCCUGUGACAGGGUUGGAUUAGGGCUCAGGCUCUAAGGAUUUAUGUGUAUUUCAGAAACUUGGAAAAGCACUGACAUUAGGCUAUAAAGUGUGUGAGAGACCCAUGGAAACUUGUCCAAGACCUCUUCCGGUCUAGUAUUUUCCUAACCAAUGACACAAAUACUAUAGUGAUUCAAAGAGUAGCUAAAUACCACUAACAAGUCAGAUGCCUCACAGGCAACUGUCAUCCACAGGCCGACCAUCCCAGCUGGCCAAGUUUUACUCCCAGCCUAUAGAAGCCUUUCAGCCUCUGGGUGCUUCCUAUUUAAGCACUGCAGUCAAGACUGGCAGUUAUGAAUGAUACCAAACACCCUGUAGGAGGUGAUAAAUAAUUCUGUUUUGAAAAACCCACAGAAUACAUGAUAGGAUAGAUAUGAUUCCAUUAACUUGAGCUUAUUUACUGCAUAACUUUAUGUCAAGACCAACAUACUCAGAAGCCUAUUGCACUGUUUUAUCAUUUCUAAUAUUCUUGCACUCUUUCCCAUUACAUCAACUCAGCAGCAAAGACAGAAGUUAUAUUUUUUUUCAAUAUCUUUUAAAUAAAGUGCCUCAAACUUGUUGGAAAAGCUUGGGAACAUCUGUAGAGAUUUUUAGCAAACCAGCACAUAUAGCUGGGAAAAGAAGGCAAAGUUGCACAGGCAUCCUCAGAUCUUAAACACAGCAAAUUUCAAGCUGAGUGUGGAUCUCUUCUUCUAGUUAAAUGUAAUUGUUUUAAUUAAUGUGAAAGAACAGUGUAGCCAGCAUCUCUGAAGCAGCAGGGCAGAAGUGUUAGCAAAUCAAGAAACAAUGAGGUCAUUUGUUACUCCCUGGGGGAGGGAGAGAUGUUAGCAAAAAGUUGCGGGCAAGAAAAUCCCUUAUCUCUCAUCUAUUUCUACAACUACACAGUAGGUGCACAGUGCUUAACACUUGGUAAAUGCUCUGACUAACAACGCCUCAUAUAAAAGCUGUGGCACAUCCUGAGAAAUCAUAAUGUCUGAAUGCCUGCUGAUGCUCAACAGGGUGGUUCAAAUACGGAUUCAAAAUGUUCAGUCAUCCAUACUUUGUACUAGCAGUGCUGGAGAUACAGCUGUCUGAAACUGCAUUUCAAAGGGGAAAACCUUUUAAGGGGUCAAUAUUUCAUAUGAAGACAUCAUAUCUGUCGCUUCAUUUUGAAUCUAGUUUGAUGCCACUAUUUGGAAUAGACCUGUUAAUACUCAACUACUCAUGGCAAAUGACAGUAUCACAUAGCAUGGCAUCACAGGGUGCUUUGCCUUUAUGCAGACAAACCUGUGGAAGCUACUGAUACUAAUUCAGUAUUUCCUAUCAUUGCCUAUUUUUUUGGACCACUUGAAGACUCAGUUAUGUCAAUAUUCUUCAUUACUGCAAGGAAACAAACAUCCCUUCUGUUAAGCUCUUUUGUUUCUGCUGAACGUGUUCCCGCUGUUGUAUCUGACAAAAACAGAACUGUAAUUCAGAAUAAUUCAUUUUAUCAGCAUGUAUGUGCAUGAACACAAAUACAUCUGCUCAUACCUGCUCUACCUGCUCUUAAAUGCAAACUGUUGAGUGCUUUGGAGUAAGAAUUAAUGCAAAUAAAGCAAAGACAACUUUA
Molecule: messenger RNA, 6093 nt
Organism: Gallus gallus (chicken)
Lineage: Eukaryota; Metazoa; Chordata; Aves; Galliformes; Phasianidae
Gene: BST1
Product: bone marrow stromal cell antigen 1
Exons: 9
Coding region: 210-1052 (280 amino acids)
Biological process (GO): positive regulation of B cell proliferation
Cellular component (GO): plasma membrane
Molecular function (GO): phosphorus-oxygen lyase activity; NAD+ nucleosidase activity
Source: RefSeq, a predicted model, not a curated record